CAAAGGCGGGCCGUGCCCUGCGCCUCGGCCCGCCCGGCCCGGCCCCCCGGGACCUGCCGGAGCCCCGUGUGGGUGGGUUGUCCCUCCCUCGGCACGUGUUGGAGGCUCCCUGGCAGGACCUCUGAUUGCCUUGUCAAAUCCUGCAGCAUCGUGACUGACGCCUGCUUUGUGAUCUGUCGAGGAAAGGUGGUUAAGAUGCUGGCCUGGUCCGUACAAAAAUAAAAUGUUCCCAAUGGGAGUUGAUGCAGUCUUUGAAGUAGCUCUGAUUCUAGCUAAGCCGCAUUUCCUUAAACUUGGCGUUCAGCUGUACCUGAGAGAUCUGAAAUUGAGCUUUACGCAGCGGGCACAAAAUGCUUCUACACACCUGACUGCAGAGCCUGAGCUCGUGCACAACUGAAACACAUUCAUCCUUCCUCCUACUUUUCUUUAAAUGUUUUUGUACCAGUUAGCCUUUCACCUUUUACUCGUAACCACUUAAACAUUGUAUGCUGCUGAAUUUUAAGACUAAACACAAAUCAUAAUACUUUAAUUAUUUCCCUUUCUCUGUUUCUUUCUUGUAUAUGCUAUGAGUUCAUAGUCAGAACCAUUCACACUGCAAACCGUGGUGGAAUAGUAUAGUAAUAGAUUUGAAGGACUCAGAUACCAUUUAGAUAGAUGGCAAAGUCCCUUUUAUUGCUUUGUUGACCUAUCAAAAGAAAUCUGAGUCUACUAAAAGCUGACAGUGUAUUAGACUUCAAGACUGGUUCUGUGGUUGAAAUGUCCUGUAGGGUUUUCAGGUAUUUAUUUAUUCUUAAUUUUCUUUUAAUGGGACAGCUGGGGUGUACCUGCCAAUGCCAGCAAAUCUUUAUGUCCCUGUAUAAGAUUUAUUAUGCCAUCUUGGCAUAAUACAUAGCACAGACAGGUUAUAAUACAGGACCCUUUGCUCCUCGUGUAUGAUCAUAGAGAUUUCUACUGUUAUUCUGUGCCAUGUCCCUGCUUAAAUACACCAUUGUUUUUGACUUUCUGGAGAUGGAAAAUAAACAUGUUUUUUGCACAUCUGCAGGGUACUUGCAAGGCAGCAAUAGUAUUGCUUGCCCAGAGAGCCCUGCCUGACAGAAGGUGCCUUACACUUCUCAUGAGCAAGGAAUCUAUACAGCAAAUACCUUGAUUAAUACCUGCCUGAGCAAACUACCAAAAGAAGAAAAUGAAUGUGCAGACAAUCACUUUCUUUAUUGAGGGUGCAUUUCCAUGCUCCUUUUGUCUGGUGACAUGAAGUUUGGCAAAGUAGUGUAAAUACUUUUCAGAAAUGUUUAUUGGUGAAGUAAUUCUUCAUAAACAAACCUGGUUGAAAUUAUAAGAACAUGUCUUAAGACAUAAAUUUCCUAAGCCUGGAAUAUAGAGCAGUACACAGUCAUUAAGUACUUGCUGUGGUAAAGUUAAAGCCAAUGAAAGGAGGAUGCUUCCUAGCCAGUUAUCCAGGGGCAGUUUGGGCAAGUAGAAAAUAAGCAUUUGAUAGCUGUAGCUUCUUCAACAGGUAAAGAGUUUUGUUGGGAAGUGGUGAGGUGUUCAUGACUUGUUAGCUCAGGUAGGAAAGUAGCUUAUUUUCAUUUAAGAGCAGCAAGAGACCCCUUUUCUUUUUUUUGUUUUUAAAUAAUUGCAUAAGAAGAGCUUUCAGAUACAAAUUUUUGAAUGGUAACCAAAAGUCAGUUUGCUCACUGGAGUAACCCAAGUUUCUAGUGGAUUUAAUGCAUUGAAACUUUCACUUUCUUUAGUGAAAACAGUUCAGAUAGCGUUGUCCUGCAUUCCUAAAGGAGCUCCUUUUCCACUCAAAGCUGAACUCAACUAUUCAUUUUUAGAUUUGUCAUGUGAAUGCCAAAAUGUUGUAACACAUGUGAGAUAUCUACUUGAGUGCAUACUUCCAUCUGCUACUUGUUUCAAUUGGCACACCUCCUUGUUUAUUUGCCAUGUUAGUUAGCCUUUUUGUGUGAAUUAAAGCAACAAAGCAAAGCCCCAAGAAGUGGCAGUAAAUGUCCCCUUAGAGUUGGAAAGUCAACUUGAGUCUCAAAAUGCUCUGCUUGAAAGAGCUCUUGGAUUGCUUCAGAGUGGUCCAGCUGGUGAAUCUGAGCUAAACUUGUGUGGGCAGCGCUUCUUCCAGCCAGAUUCCUCAUCCCAGGCAGAGCCUGGAGUGCCUCUUCCAGGACCAAAUGUGUCCCCAGGAGCUGAAGGCCACCAGCCUGCUUGCAGUCCAGAAACCCAGCACUGCUGUGGUCACUGCUUCUGCAGUGGGAGCAACAGGAGGGGAGGCAGCAGCUGCUGCUUCUGACAGCUUUCACAAAUGCUCACUUACGGUGCAUGGUGGUUUCUGAAUGCCUGAUAAAAAGCAGCGUUGGACAUGUGGGAGCUACACAGAUGGCCAGAUCUUUGCUUUGGAUCUACAAAAUGUACUCUUAAAAAUUGUCUCAGAUUAGGCAACCAAAGCAAGUCUUCUUUUUGGAUGUUUGAUCUUUUUCCUCGUCUCCAAACUGAACAGCUUAUAUGAAUCCCAUAGCUAUGGCCAGGGCACGAGGUCCUGCCCCAAAUUCAGGACCAACAAUACAGGACUACUUGAACAGGCCAAGACCAACAUGGGAAGAAGUGAAAGAGCAACUAGAAAAGAAAAAGAAAGGAUCCAGGGCUUUGGCUGAGUUUGAAGAAAAGAUGAAUGAGAAUUGGAGGAAAGAGCUGGAAAAACACAGGGAGAAAUUACUGGGUGGAAAUGAGAGCUCCUCCAAAAAAAAAGAGAAAAAGAAAAAAGAAAAGAAGAAAUCUAAUAGGUUGUCUUCAUCUUCCUCUUCUUCAUCAAGCUCUGAUUCUUCCAGCAGUUCAUCUGAUUCAGAAGAUGAGGAUAAAAAGCAAGGGAAGAAAAGAAGGAAGAAGAAGUAUCGCUCCUCACGGAAAUCUUCAGCAAGCACAACUUCAGAGUCUGAGUCAGACAGCAAGGAUAGCACAAAAAAGAAGAGGUCAAAGGAGGACUGUGAAAAAGAGAAGGAAGGUAAAAAUCACCACAGGAAAAGGAAGAAAGCAGAUCGUGGUGAUGGACCUUUAUCGUCAGAAUCUGUGUCUGAAUCGGAUCAGACAGAAGAGGUGCAAGCAAAAAAGAAGAAAAGCAAUGAGGAAAAAGAGAAAACUGAUAAAACAAAAAAGAGAAAGAAGCACAAGAAACAUGGUAAAAAGAAGAAAAAGAAGACUGCUGGUUCAAAUUCAGAUUCAGAAUAAUAUUUUAAAACAACCGGAGACUAUCAACAGAAGUGCAAUGACUAAAGGAAACUUAAACUGUGAAAUGACAGCAAACUUUACCAAACUGCAUGAGUUUUCCUGUGUUUUAGAAAUGUUCCUAAUCUUUCAGUAGCCAGCCAGAUGCAGCUGUGCUGGGAAAGGCCGUUGUUAUUGCCUGCUGCUUAAUACACGAGGUACAACUUUGAUAAGAUUCCAGUAAGCAGUGUUAGAUGUUUGAGACAAUAUGAGAUGGUAGGCCACCUGAGGUGUAAAAUAUUGGAAAAUAAGAGUUAAACCUUUUAGAUAGUAAAAAUAGUCUUUUAAAGCAUUAGUAAAAGUCUUUAUUUGUAAAUCAGGACAAAUUAAAUCCCAAGUUCAUCCUGCAGGUUAACAUUAUGCAUAAACUACAAGCUGGUGUCUGCUAAUGGAAAAUUAAUGAUAACAUUUAAAAGGCUGCCUUUGUAGAAAUGUGUAUCAUCUGCCCCAUUACCGUCUCCAUGCUUAUGAGAAAGGGAAUGCUACCAUUUUGGCUACCUGAAUAGGGUGCCUUUUGCCUUUGAUUCUCGCAAAUCUUUGCUACUUUUAAUCCAUGCAUCUCUGCAUUCCUGGGAAGCUAGAGCUAUUGCCAGCAGACUUUUCUGAAUGAGCAGUUUUGAGCUUCCAAGCAUGUGCUUCUGCAUUAAGCAAGAGCAAUGACAUUUUGCAGUAUAACUGACAGUCAAAACCUGAAGAUUUUACCUCUGCUUUUUCAAAAUAGUGAUAGACCUUUGCUAGUAAAUAUGCGCAUUUCAUUUAAUGUAAUUUUGGUUUAAUUGAAAACUUCUUGCAAACACUGGUAGCUUUCUUUGCAUUAUCUUUAGAAUUGUUUUGCAUGAUUUGUACCAUUUUUAAAUUAACAAAAUGCAGGUUAUCAUUUGUUGUAACCAGUUCUAUGAAUUACGUUUCACAUGAAGAUUUUCAUGUAUGUAUUUAGUUAUAGUUAAGUUCAUUGCUGUGUUUAAGUGCACACUUGCUGAAGUUAUUUAGCAUGUAAAAAGCAAGGUUUUGAUACCUUAACAGCUUCAUAUUGAAGCUGAUUUUACUCUGAGCAAGUUCAGUGGCAGAUCUGUUAUGUGAUGUGUCUUGUUAGAUAAAAAAACUACUGCCAGAAUCUCAUUAAAGAUACUGUUUAAACAGUUUGUAUUUAUAUUUUUGUACUUGAGGGCUACAGAAUGUUGACCUAACUCAUAAAGCUGUUUUACUUUAGUUUAGUUGCUUUAGAUAACUGAAAAAAAAGCUUUUUUUAAUUAAAUGUGCCCACAAGAAAACAUGAGCAACCAUUUGAUUUUAGUUUACAUUAAAUUCUCACUACAUCUUCCAUUGAAAUACUGAUUGCUGGACCUUCUGUUAGCCUUUAACAAAUGCCCAUCCAUCCCAGGUAGUCAAAUAUAGAUUGUAUUUUUGAUCUACCCCUUUUUUCCAUUGCACAGGUGCUAACUUAGAACUUACCUCUAUUGCAUACGGAUGUUUCAAAUGUUGUGUUGCCAAGAAUUUCAGGACUUUCAAGACAUUGAUUAUUAGUCUGCAAACCAUAACUAAAAUCUGUGGGAGAAAGGUAAUUUCAUAUUGCCAUUGUAAAGAGAAAUUGUCUUCAAGUUCUUGGGAGAAUACAACCAUUGAGUUGCAGCAAUGUGCAUCUAAACAAUAGUAAUAUUUUCAUCAACUAUUUUAUACUCUUGGGCUUGAUGUUACCAAUUCUAGACACUCUUGUCAGUGAGGUUAAAAUAAAGGUGAUAUGCAGUGAACAGAGGGGUUUGAUUUGGGGUUUGUGUUAAGUUUUGUUGGGGUUGUUUUCUUUUUAAGUUGUGGUGUUGCAGUUUUGGUAAAAGAACCUGUAAUGAACCAUAGCAUAAAUGCUCUGUCCUAUGUGAUAUCUUAUUUGACUUUUACUCAACCACCUGCCACAGAAAGAAAUAAAAAUGGAAAUGAGA
This is a messenger RNA of Passer montanus (Eurasian tree sparrow), 5204 nucleotides long. It is a transcript of the gene FAM133B, whose product is annotated as family with sequence similarity 133 member B. The record is from RefSeq and is a predicted model, not a curated record. The transcript has 11 exons. Bases 2515 to 3234 code for a protein of 239 amino acids. Lineage: Eukaryota; Metazoa; Chordata; Aves; Passeriformes; Passeridae.